CUACAGUCCUGGCCUCAGCCCUACUCUUGAUAUGUUUCUUGUGCUUACUGUUAAUAAUGGCACUGUUUAUUUGACUGUUGAAUAAGUCUGUCAUAAAAAAAAUAAAAUAAAGAUGAUGUGGUUCUGAAUCGUUAUCAUACCAAAUAUGAAACUCAUGAUGGCACAGAAUCUGCAUGAAGAAACUAAUAUUUGCUCCACAUUUUUACGGGAUGAAUGAGGGGUACUCGCUCGCGGUACACCCGGCCAUUUAUGUCUAUGCAGCCGGCGCUUUCUGUGCAGCGCCGCAGACAUUAGUCACGUGGUGGAGUCACAUGCUGUUUAGCAGGAAGCUGCUCGAGAUCUCUGUUUACCUAUGUGUCAUCCAUACAGUGCGACACAGAGCAUCCUUUAUGUUUGGUGAAAUCCGACCCGCCUUAAUGAGUUUACUCACUGCUCGAUCUCUCUGCCGAUAAUGUCCGUCCACAUGCGGCACGUGUGAUCGUCUCAGCAUCACCGUCACCAUGGCAUCGUCAAAUUACACCUGCAUCCAAGACAGCGCCACAGAGAAGGACAGACUCCUUUCACCCAUGGCCACCUAUGGGUCCAGGGAUCUUCUCGGGGGUGGCAGCCCCCGUCCCACUUGUCUCGUGGGCUCUGACCCCCAUCAGAAGCAGGAAGAAGAACAGGAGGAGGAGGCCCUGAGGAGGAAACUGAAGUACUUCUUCAUGAGCCCUUGUGACAAGUAUCACGCCAAGGGGCGCAAGCCUUUCAAACUGGGCCUGCAGCUGCUCAAGAUCAUCAUUGUGACUGUGCAGUUGGUGCUGUUUGGACUGAGCAACCAGAUGGUGGUGACAUUUAAAGAGGAGAACACAGCUGCAUUCAAACACCUUUUCCUGAAGGAUUAUCGUGACAACACUCCUCAGGCCGUCCACACCCAGAAGGAACUGUACAGGCACAUCCACUUUGCCAUAAAGCAGUACAUGGCUAUUCCUCAGAUCUCACUGGGACGCUAUGCAUAUGUGUUGGGCGUUGGCGUAAAUGGAAGCGCACUCUCCCUCUGCCAGAGGUACUACAGGAGGGGCACCAUCGACCCCGUCAACGACACCUUUGACAUAGAUCCCCAUGUUGUCACUGAUUGUAUUGGAUUGAAUCCAUCGACUUACAGCUCUGCUCCAGGAAAUACUGACUACAAGAAUUUCACUCUCAAGUUUUACAAGCUGAUCAACGUUACAGUUGACUUCCAGCUGAAGGCCAUCAACAUUCAGACCAUUAUAAACAAUGAAAUCCCUGACUGCUACACCUUUGCCAUCACGAUCUUAAUGGAUAACAGGGCUCACAGCGGCAAAGUUAAGAUCAAUCUGCACAACCAGGCCUCCAUAAAGGAGUGUAAAGACCCCAAUGUGUCUGGACAGGCUGAGAAUUAUGCACGGGAGUUCUUUGACGUGGUGGUGGCCUUCGUCUGUCUGCUGUCGCUGUUGCUGUGCGGGCGCUCCAUCCUCAGAGGCAUCCUCCUGCAGCACGAGUAUGUGCAGUUUUUCAAACACAAACUCGGCCGUAGUGUGAGCUGGGGGGACAGAAUGGAGUUCAUCAACGGCUGGUACAUUCUGCUCAUCAUCAGCGACUUGUUCACCAUCAUCGGCAGCUUCAUCAAAAUUGGGAUUGAGUCCAAGACUUUAUCGUCAUAUGACAUCUGUGGAAUCCUGCUGGGAACCUCCACUCUGCUGGUGUGGGUGGGAGUGAUCCGCUACCUGAGCUUCUUUCAGAAAUACAAUAUCUUGAUUGUGACUCUAAGGGCUGCUUUUCCAAAUGUCAUCCGCUUCUGCUGCUGUGCAGCUGCCAUUUAUAUGGGAUACUGCUUCUGUGGAUGGAUUGUGCUGGGGCCCUAUCAUGCCAAGUUUCGUUCCCUGUCCAUGGUGUCGGAGUGCCUGUUCUCUCUGAUCAACGGAGACGACAUGUUUGUAACGUUCGCUGAGAUGGAGCAAAGCGGCACCCUCGUGUGGAUCUUCAGUCAGCUCUACCUUUACACCUUUAUCUCCCUCUUCAUCUACAUGGUGCUGUCCCUCUUCAUUGCACUCAUCACCGGAGCCUACGACACCAUUAUGGCCCAGACUCAGGAGCAGGUACGCGUCAACGAUCUGCACGCAUUCAUUGCAGAGUGCACAGACACACCCAGCUCUGGCAAGUUCCGUGGGCCCGAGGGCUCGUCAUGCUCCUUCCUCUGCUGCUGUGACUGGUGAGGAGGAGGAGGAGGAGGAAGUGGAUGCACAAAGGGAGCAAGCAGAGUGUGUGUGUGAGUGUGUGAAAGGGCAAGGGAGUUAGAUCUUUUUUCCCCCCCUCUCUUUCUCUCUUUUUAAAGCAUGAUAUUUCCACUCCAGUGACAGCCGGCUGCAUUGCACUCUGUUUUGCAGAUGCCCAGCAGAGACGAUAAAUGCCUUGAGAGUGAACAGACUGACCUUGGACUGUGUUGUCCCCUGUGGUGCGUGUCUGAAUUUUGCAUUUAAAUUUGCGCCUGAACGGUAGAAUGCACUGCACAGUCACAAACCCAAUUACCUGCUUCAGCUUUUGUACUGUAUGAAUAAUUUAUUGUCUCUUUCUGUAAUAUCAGAUUGUUAGGGCCUUGAUGACUUGACGCAUAAUGCCAGUAAACAUAUUCAUUGCUGUAGAUUGGACAGGGGGUCCACUAAAAUGGAUUCAAAUUUUCACUUGAAUGACCCACUAUGUACAGGGUUUUUUUUUAUUGUCAUUUUACUGUUCACAUGGCUACCUAGCAGGAGUUUUGUGCCUCUUGACGAUGUAAAUAUUUGUAUGUCCUCUGAACCUUCAUAGCAGAGAACACAAGACACAGCUAGUAUGUAUGCAUUAGCCUCUGCAACAUUUUCAUUCGAGGCUGUUCCUCCAUUCCCUCGUCCUCUUCAUUCAUGUCCUCGUCUGAAGGAGAUGAUGGCUUCACCAGGACAGACAAGCCCUGCAGCCACUGCAUCCAACCAGUUAGUCAUCAAUAUGUAUGAACUGUUCCUGCCGUAAAGAGCCAGGUGACCAUGUGGGCUAAUGCACUACAAGGCAGAGCCUUUUCACUGGUUGGUUUAAAGUGCUCCGUGCAAGGCUGCAAAUGUAAUGUUUGACAACAGAAGGUUAAAUUAAUCAAAUCUGGUUGAAACAAAGUGGUGAAUGAGGAUAUCUGCAUUAGCCAUAGAGCAGAAAAGACACAAUUUAAGCUUUGUUGCAUUGGUGAGAAAGGCAGUCUGGGUGAUUUCUUUAAUGUUCUGACUGAAUGGGCAGGUACAAUGAAAUUCAGCUUAUUAUAAGGAAUCGCUAGUGUUGCUCAAGAUGUUGGAGUAUCAGAAUUGAUUUUUCAAUUCCAGGAAACAGGACAAAGUUGAUGAAUUCAUCACAGUGGUUGAGGCUGUCUCACCAUCUUGUUUUUAUUACAUGUUGUUUUUACCCCUUUUUGCAGUUUGUGAAUUAUCUCAUGUAUCAUGUAUUUAUCUCAAAUAUAAUAAUUUUUAUGGUAAGGCGAGAUGUUAGAAAAGCAGAUGCCUGUGUUUAUGUAGUUACUGUGUUUUGGAUUUGUACCGUAGGGUAGUAUGUAGGCAGCUUAGAGCUUUUUUCAUAUGUAUUAUGUCAGACUCAGACACAAUACAUACCGUAUACUGCACUGACACUGAAGCCAUGUGUCACAGGGUAGUAGCUCUUUAAUGUUUUAUCUUUGGAUGAGCUCGGGCAUUUCUAUAAACCAGCAGCUCUUCAUUUAGUCUUAAUAAAGCAAAAUAAACUGUUAUGAUAGAAACUGAAGUGGUGACAUCACUCCAGCAGGCUGCAUGGAGGCUUUUGAACAUCACUGUUCAGUGGAACAAGGACGUUCACUGCACAACAUUUGUAUCAGGACUGAAGGGCCCUUUUUUUCUUUUAUUGUUUACUGACAUGUUGACCAGUAUUGUUUACAACAGCGUGUGUUCUUUUAAUGAAUGUUUAUUUACACUUACUUAACUGCACUUAAUGAAGACUUGCCGUAUGUACAGCUUCUUUUGAUGUAAAUAUGUCACAUGGGAGCCACAAUGGAGCAAAGCACUGUAUGUAAUGCAUCUGUUAAUGUUCCCCUGACUGCUGCACAAAGGUUCUCUGCUGCUUUUGAUUUAAUAGCCACAGUGUUAUUGCUCACCACAUUUGUUUCUUUGUAUUUUGCCAGCUGCGUUAAUUAUUUUACUUAUUAUUUAUUUUUUAAGGGAGUUUCUCUGUGUCUGAAUAAACUUAACUUGUACAGGUUUUUAACCCUCAUUUGUAUUGAAUCUUUUCUGUUAAGUUGUCACCUUCUGAAUGAAAUGAAUGCAAAAAAAACUGAAAGACUGACAUUGUGUCAGGAUUGUGGAGAUAAAUAACCAAGGCCCAGUGUUAUGGUAUGUUAUGGUUGAGUUUUUAUGUUUUCUGUCCCACAAUAGAUACAGUGUGUGUGUGUGUGUGUGCAAUUUUAAUGGCCAGCUGCUCAAAUUCUUGAUGUAGUGUGCAGUCAAGUACAUCAAAGUACAUCAAUACAAUAAUGUGUUACAGUGUUGGUGAGAUAAGUACCAUGUUUACGAACUUUAGCUUAACUUUUAUUCAUAACUAAAAUGCCCCAACUUCAACAAACAUACUAACCUGCUUAUAGUGCUGAAAUGCUGAUAUUA
Molecule: messenger RNA, 4640 nt
Organism: Scatophagus argus
Lineage: Eukaryota; Metazoa; Chordata; Actinopteri; Scatophagidae
Gene: mcoln1b
Product: mucolipin TRP cation channel 1b
Exons: 13
Coding region: 501-2216 (571 amino acids)
Cellular component (GO): lysosomal membrane; plasma membrane
Molecular function (GO): NAADP-sensitive calcium-release channel activity
Source: RefSeq, a predicted model, not a curated record